This is a messenger RNA of Microtus ochrogaster (prairie vole), 1569 nucleotides long. It is a transcript of the gene Otc, whose product is annotated as ornithine transcarbamylase. Lineage: Eukaryota; Metazoa; Chordata; Mammalia; Rodentia; Cricetidae. Gene Ontology annotation, molecular function: ornithine carbamoyltransferase activity; amino acid binding. Gene Ontology annotation, biological process: L-citrulline biosynthetic process. Gene Ontology annotation, cellular component: mitochondrion. The record is from RefSeq and is a predicted model, not a curated record.
GGCUGUCUCUAAGCAGGCUGAUCUGAUAAAGUGCUAGGACCUUUGCUCCCUCUCUUCAACUGAAAGCAUUCUCAGCUUGCCAGUGGCCCCCACUGCCUGACUGGCUUAGGAGCUCUCCAGAGCAGAAAUUUCCUCCUUGGCACGAGCAAAAGAAGAUGCUGUCUAAUUUGAGGAUCCUGUUCAACAAUGCAACCCUUAGAAAGGGUCACAAUUCCGUGGUUCGAAAUUUCCGGUGUGGGAAGCCGCUACAGAACCAAGUUCAGCUGAAAGGCCGUGACCUCCUGACCCUGAAGAACUUCACUGGAGAGGAGAUUCAGUACAUGUUAUGGCUCUCUGCAGAUCUGAAAUUCCGGAUAAAGAACAAAGGAGAAUAUUUGCCUUUACUGCAAGGGAAAUCCUUGGGAAUGAUUUUUGAGAAAAGAAGUACUCGAACAAGACUGUCCACAGAAACAGGCUUUGCUCUACUGGGAGGACACCCUUGUUUUCUUACCACCCAAGACAUUCAUCUGGGUGUGAAUGAAAGUCUUACGGACACAGCUCGUGUGCUAUCUAGCAUGACAGACGCAGUGUUAGCUCGAGUGUAUAAGCAGUCAGAUCUGGACAUCCUGGCUAAGGAAGCAUCCAUUCCAAUUGUCAAUGGACUCUCAGACUUGUAUCAUCCUAUCCAGAUCCUGGCUGAUUACCUCACACUCCAGGAACACUAUGGCUCUCUCAAAGGCCUUACCCUCAGCUGGAUCGGGGAUGGGAACAACAUCCUGCACUCCAUCAUGAUGAGUGCUGCAAAAUUCGGGAUGCACAUUCAAGCAGCUACUCCAAAGGGUUAUGAGCCGGAUCCUAAUAUAGUCAAGCAGGCAGAGCAGUAUGCCAAGGAGAAUGGUACCAAGCUGUCAAUGACGAAUGAUCCAUUGGAAGCAGCACGAGGCGGCAAUGUAUUAAUUACAGACACUUGGAUAAGUAUGGGGCAAGAGGAGGAGAAGAAAAAGCGUCUUCAGGCUUUCCAGGGUUACCAGGUCACGAUGAAGACUGCUAAAGUUGCUGCGUCUGACUGGACGUUUUUACACUGCUUGCCUAGAAAGCCGGAAGAAGUGGACGAUGAAGUGUUUUAUUCUCCACGGUCAUUAGUGUUCCCAGAGGCAGAAAAUAGAAAGUGGACAAUCAUGGCUGUCAUGGUAUCCCUGCUGACAGACUACACACCUAUGCUCCAGAAGCCAAAGUUUUGAUGCUGUGAUACAUCCCAAGAGAAAAACCAAUGCUCUUUAGCAACAGCAUAAGUCAGUUUAUGGAAAAAGAGAAGAAUUUAAAAUGUAAACAAAUCCCUAAUACAUGGUAUGAGUAACAUAUGUUAUUUCUUUGUUAUUGUGAGACUUUCUUGAAGCCUGUAGUUUAAGUGCCAACUCACUUUAAUAUCUGCUUGACUGGGUUUAAACUCACUCUGUAAUUCACCAUUCUGAGUUACAUUUGGGUAUCAUACUAAUUAUCAUACACAUUUCCUUCUAUUAAACAUAAAACACUAUGCUUGCAAUGCAUAAUGUCUAACUCAUUAAAUGUAAUCUGUGCUUAUUACCUUAA